AACCAACGGAAGACUCGUCAUACUGGUACAGAUCCUUCAGGAGUUUACUGCACUAUUUUCUGAUUUGUUUAAUUGAUUAGGUGACCUUCAAACGAAGGUGAACGCAGCAUUUGUUGUGUCAUAGCGAAGCAGUUAAAGGUGCUGCCAUGAGUGCUCUGUUUGCCUGUGAGGAUCCCGCCACAUGGAGGAGUGUGUAUGGGAAAUACUGGGAUGUAGUGGAGGCAAGGUCCAAAGCCAAGAAACCUGGGAAGCUGCUGAACCUCGAGAAAUGGUACCAAGAGGAGCUGCCUACACUCAUUUCAAGUCGACCUGACAAACAUGUCACCCAGUCAGAGCUGGUGAAACUCAUGGAGUGGAAGCUCACUAGAGGGAAGUUCAGGCCGAGGCUGCAGCAGCUGGUGGCGUCCAACAGUGAGGACACCGUGGAGAAAUGUUCCAGAAAGGCCUUCAGCCUCCUGCCUGAUGUGCAGGCAGCCAUCGCCGAGCUCAGCUCCUUGAAAGGAGUUGGUCCAGCCACCGCUUCAGCUGUGUUGGCGGCAGGAGCUCCAGAACAGGCUGCAUUCAUGUCAGAUGAAGCCAUGGAGAGUGUACCGGGACUGAAGCCCAUCCAGUACACAGCCAAGCACUACACUCUCUACCUGGGCAAGAUGGUCGAGUGCACUGGGAAACUAAACAAAGUGGAUCCCCAGCGGGACUGGACGCCCCACAGGCUGGAGCUGUGUCUGUGGGCGUCGACCACAGCCAAACAGCAGCAGCUCCCACUUCUGAGGGAUGUUGAUGUGAAGGCCAGCAGUGUGGCCGAGAAGUGCUCGGACACUGACGCAGACCAGAGACCGACGAAGAAGCUUAAAACGAGAUAAAAGUGAUUGCACGGUAUUUUUUAGAUUAAAUUUGCUUAAAUGUUUGUCUGUUUUUUGUAUUUUCCCAGAAUAAUAAAGCCUUUAUAUCAAA
Epinephelus moara (kelp grouper) is the source of this 951-nucleotide messenger RNA. RefSeq lists its product as uncharacterized. The transcript is spliced from 6 exons. The coding region runs from base 147 to 860 and encodes 237 amino acids. The record is from RefSeq and is a predicted model, not a curated record. Gene Ontology annotation, molecular function: DNA binding. Lineage: Eukaryota; Metazoa; Chordata; Actinopteri; Perciformes; Serranidae.